Molecule: messenger RNA, 1122 nt
Organism: Talaromyces amestolkiae
Lineage: Eukaryota; Fungi; Ascomycota; Eurotiomycetes; Eurotiales; Trichocomaceae
Exons: 3
Coding region: 1-1122 (373 amino acids)
Biological process (GO): ribosomal large subunit biogenesis; rRNA processing
Cellular component (GO): nucleolus; preribosome, large subunit precursor; nuclear periphery
Source: RefSeq, a predicted model, not a curated record
AUGGUGAAGAAGAGCAAGUUGUUCGCGGCGCUCGACGCCCAUAAGGGCAAAGAUUAUGAGAAAGAGCGCCAGAAGAAGUUAGCAAAGGCCGCUGAGAAGAAGAAGAAGGCCCAGAAGGGAGAAUCAGAGGAGGUCGAGGAGGCAAAUGUAAAAGCUACCAAGGAUGUCGAGGCCAAUGACGAGGAAGAAGAUGCGGAAAUGGGCGGCAUCAAACUCGCAGAAGACAACGCAGAAAGCGAAGAAGAAGAAGAUGAUGAUGAAGAAGAAGAAAUCGAAGGUGAAGAAGAGGAAGAAGAUAUACCACUCUCAGAUCUCUCCGAAGACGAACGAGCAGAUGUCAUCCCCCACCAACGUCUUACCAUCAAUAACUCCGCCGCCAUCAACGCCUCUAUCAAGCGCAUAUCAUUCAUCACCUCCCAAACUCCGUUUUCAGAACACAAUUCCCUGGUUUCUACAGAUGACAUGGACGUUCCCGACCCCAACGACGAUCUCACUCGCGAACUUGCGUUUUACAAAGUCUGCCAAGCAGCUGCAAUUGAGGCUCGUCGUACUUUGAAAAAGGAAGGUGUGUCUUUUACCAGACCGACCGAUUAUUUCGCAGAAAUGGUCAAGACGGAUGAGCACAUGACCAAGAUCAAGAAAAAGCUGUUUGAUGAGGCAGCAUCCAAGAAGGCGGCGGCCGAUGCGCGACGACAGCGUGAUCUGAAGAAGUUUGGAAAGCAGGUGCAGGUUGCCAAGUUGCAGCAGCGCCAGAAGGAGAAGAAGGAGACGCUAGAGAAGAUCAAUAGUUUGAAGCGGAAACGUAAGACCGAAUCAACCGGCCCCACCGAUAAUGACAACGACCUCUUCGACGUCGCCAUUGACAACGACAACAAGAAGUCCUCUUCCUUUGGCGGAAAACGCGGCGGCAAAGACGCAGCUGGCGGCGCAAACCCCAAGCGACAAAAGAAGGACGAGAAAUACGGCUUUGGCGGCAAGAAGCGAUUCGCCAAGUCCGGCGAUGCCAUGUCGUCGGCUGAUCUACGUGGAUUCUCGGCUAAGAAGAUGAAGGGCGGCAGUGGUGGUGGUGGUGGUGGUGCGAAGAAAAGGCCUGGGAAGAGUAGGAGAAAUGCUAUGAAAUGA